Molecule: messenger RNA, 1455 nt
Organism: Alternaria triticimaculans
Lineage: Eukaryota; Fungi; Ascomycota; Dothideomycetes; Pleosporales; Pleosporaceae
Exons: 3
Coding region: 1-1455 (484 amino acids)
Source: RefSeq, a predicted model, not a curated record
AUGGCUACCAACCUUUCAUUGCUGUUGGGAGCAGCUUUUCUGCUCAGUUCGGUCUUCCUGCUGAUCAAGCGGGGAAGGCGCAACAUCAUCAUACAACGGCUUCGUAGCGGCGGACGAAGGGUAUCAGGCGCAAAGACUCCUCCAAGGUCUUUUUCUCCAGAGAAGAGGGCAGCGUCCAUUUCCCCGAUUGAUCACGCCAGCACUUUCCCACCAUCACGACGAGGCGCCUUGGUUGACGCGAAGACAGAAAAGAUCGAAGACCUGUCGCCAGACUGGCAGAAGAAUGUCUUACCGAUGGAAGCAUCAUAUCUGGAUGCUGAUGACUCUACGUAUCUCCCAUGUGGCUUUUCUGUAAAGGAGAUCAGAGCCCUCGGUGAUUUCCCAGACUACGCUACACUCAGCGGCGUACCUCUACCGGACCCGUACCCAGAAUUCGACAUCAAAAAGGCACUGCCUCGGCCAUAUAGACCGUUUCGCUGGUCUUACCAUCAAACCAUGUCAAUCACCAAGCUGCAACCUGACUGGUGGAUCGAGCUCGAGAACACAUACGAAGAGCGAAUUAGGCAACGGCAAUCUCUAUUCGCAAAGCACGGCGAAGCAGUCCUCCAAGCUCUACCAGGCUCGGAGCUUGCUUGCAAAGAACUCAUGGAGAUGGUACUGCAAUUCGUGUGCGCCAGGUACCCACAUUGCUUCCACUUGUCGGCGAACAACAAGACAUUUCACAAUGGCAUAUUGAAUACAGACACCGAUCUCACCACCACGCCACCCUUGCACGUUCUCCUGAACAACAUCCCCGAAGACUUCGCCAUCAUGCUACGAAACGAGAAGACAGGACUCUACGUAUUUCGAGCAGGCAUCAUAUGCAGUGCGCUAGGUUGGAACGUAGGCUCGAAGAUCGGUCUCGAACUUGCCGAUAUACACAAACCCAUUCCAGACUACAAGGAAAAGAUGCAGUUCUCCAUGGACAGAUACUUCGCCAAAAAGCCGACAGACAAACCCAUCCAACGCGGCUCCUGGGGCCUAGAAAUCGACACACCCCUCUACAUGCCCCCCGGUGACCCCCACGAGGCCGUCCGCAAGCAACAACUUCCCGCCUCUGAACUCCCUGUAUCCCGCAUCCACCUCCGCGUAGACUGGCAGACGUUGCGCAGACUCCCACUGUCAGGUGCCGUCGUGUUCAACUUCAAAGCGCUGUUUACCCCGAUCGAGGAGUUUAGAGAGGAGAAAUGUGUGCCAGGGUUAUUGCUCAAGGUGCUGAAUGAGGGCAAGAAGGAGUUGAUGGAGUAUAAGGGAACGUGGCAUGUUGAGCAUGUUGUCAAGCCGAAGUUGGAGGAGUGGCACAGAGAACAGGUUGAGAAGGGGUUGGUGAGUGAGGACUGGGAACCCCAGACUCUAGAUGAGAGUCCUUGGUUCGAGGGUUGGGAGGGGAAGUGGAGGGAGAGGCAGGGAUUUUGA